Molecule: messenger RNA, 3300 nt
Organism: Chlamydomonas reinhardtii
Lineage: Eukaryota; Viridiplantae; Chlorophyta; Chlorophyceae; Chlamydomonadales; Chlamydomonadaceae
Exons: 11
Coding region: 323-2164 (613 amino acids)
Source: RefSeq, a predicted model, not a curated record
GAAGUCCCGAGAGUUCUCCGCUGGCAUCUCACAUGUUAAAUUGUUAACCUUUAUCGCUCAUUGUAUUGUUAGCUUGAGGUCUGCGUUUCGUCCUUUUGUUGUGCAAAAGUAUGGUCUCACGCUCGCAAAGGAUAUAACACUGUAUAGAAUGUGGUGUAAUCAUAUAGUGCAGCCAUGUAUUGCAGCCAUAUGCCAACUGACCCACGGACCCGACAGGCUGCCCCCUACUGCAGAGCGUCCCCCUCGGGAGCUGUCGGGAGUGGGAGCUUAGAAACGGAGAUACAUCAUCUUACCGAGUGUUCACGUUGCCUCCACUUCAAGGAUGUCACACGCAAUACCUGCUGCCACGGGUGGCUUCGUGUAUCGAGCGGGGCGUUCGCCACAGCGUGCGGUAGCAGCCCAGCCGGGGCCUGGCAGCUAUGACCUGGCACGCGGCGGAGACGUCAAUCCUGCGCCAGCCCCUUUUCACACGAGCACUGAGAGGGCUCUUGCAUCCAAUCAGACUACAGCAGCUAUCACUCCUGGUCCCGGCGCCUACAGCGGACCUGGCAGCGGCAUUGGCACGAGCGGCACAGUGGCGGGUUUCGUGAGCGGGGUGCCGCGGCUCCCCGCAGACUACGAGCUCAGAGCGAGGAAGGAGGUUCCAGGGCCCGGCGCAUAUGAUGACGGCAAUCAGUGGGUGAAGGGCACAAACCGCUACAAGCCGGAGGGUGGGAGCGGCAUGGCCCGUGCGCUGCACUUACUACCGCGGCGGCCAACAGCGCCAUCAGUGCCCGGUCGCGGCGAGAGCUAUGGAUACGAGGAGGCGCAGGAUGGGUCGCUGGUGCUGCAGCCGGCGCCGCUGCAACACACGGGCGUGGGGCGCGACAUCGCUGGCCCUGGCACCUAUGAGCUGGCUGGCCCCGGCCCCUUCUCGCGGCCCUCGGGCACCGCCUGGGCCACCAGCAAGAGCGGCCGCUCCACCAAGUUUGGCUCACCGGCUCCGGGGCCCGGCACCUACAACCUAGCCGACAGCGGGCCACGGCGGCGCGGCGCGGGCCUGCUGGUCGCCAUUGGUGGCGUGGAGGUGGUGUUCGGCGGGACCACCGGCACCAGCAGCUUCGUCAGCAAGGCGCCCAGGCCACUGCAAAAGUCAGCCGAGGCCAGCCCGGGGCCAGGAGAGUACCACCCCCCGGUCGUCACAGCCGGCGACCCAGCUGGUGCGGGCCUGCGAGCUAGCGCUGCUGUGUUUGGCAGCAGCGCGGCGCGGGGGUCGUGGGAGAUGGACCCCACGCAGGUGCGGUCCGCGCCCAGCUACUGGCGCACCCCGGGUCCGGGCUCGUACGACGACCCGCGUGCCGCCGGCCGGCGAGGAAGCCCCAACGGUGCCUCAGCCCUGGCGGCAGCAGCGGCUGCAGCGGCGGCGCCCUUCACAACUACAGCGCUGCGCUUCGGCUCAGUAGGCAGCGCCGCGCCCGGGCCAGGCCAGUACCACCCGGACGCGGUAGCCUCGCUAGAGUAUGACACUUUCAAGCGGGUGACGGGGUCGCGGCACGCCGGCGGCUUUGGCGGUUCCACUGGCCGCUUCUCCUACAAUAGCGGAACCUCCUCGCCCAAGCGCAUUGGCGUGCCGCCAGUGCUGGGCGCAGGGGAAGGCGGCGAGGGACUGGGCGAUACGCCAGGGCCCGGCGCCUACUCCACGGACGCAAAACUGGGCGGUACCGGCCGUAGUGUGGGCCGAGGCGGCACGUCCACCUUCGCGUCGCGGACGGGCCGCUUCCGCCCGGUCACGGCCCCACCGGCCGUGCCAGACCUGACCGACUUUGACGGGGCUGCAGCUGUCAAGGGCGAUCCCAGCCGCCUGGGCCCAGGCGCGUACAGCCCCGAGCGCCCCACGGGCCGGACACGCUAUACGCAAGUGGGGGCCAAGUCGGUUCCGUUCGGGUCGGGGGCGAAGCGAGCAGCCAUGGAGCUGCCCUCCAAGGAGACGCCUGGUCCGGGCCGCUACGGCGCCGCCGGCGACCCGCACAAGCCCGUGAGCGUGCCGCCGCCCAAGGCCGGCUUCGCCACCCAGUCCGACCGCUUUGGCCCGGGCGCGCCCAAGUAUACGCCCGGGCCAGGCGCAUACCUUGGGCCUGGCUCAGGCCCGGUGCGAAAGAGUUACAACGUGACGUACGGCGCGUGAUGAGCUGCGUGAUUUGGGUUACCAUACUGACAGUAUUCAUCAAAAUUGAUGCGUUGAGUGCUGAGCGGAGGACUACCACAAUGGCACCCCCCCCCCGCACGACGGACGCACGACGGAUGGACGGACGGGGUAUGUCUGAACGAAAAACAAGCAGCGCAUACAUCACAAACACCACGCAGAUCCGCAUCACAGUACCUAUCACGCCCAUGAAGCGGCGCCGGCGCGCAGGUUGAGGCCGGCCGGUAUCUGGUUCGGGUCUUUGCUGGCGAGCAUAGCACCGCACAGUAUGUUGUAGGCCGCAGCAGUUAAGAGUGUUGUGUCUAGAGGAUUUCCUGCGGUUUGGUCAAUUGCUGGCUUUGCUUGUGCUUGGCAGCGGGACGUGGCUGGACGCAUGGCGGGCCGCGCCUGUACGAUCCGACCCCGGCUAUGUCCGGGAGACGAUGUCGACGCUUGCGGCCUCAGACUAGAGACGCGGCGAAACCGCAUACCGCAUCUUGUUCAAAACUGUGUCACUGACAAGGAUGCGUUGAGUGGAAGCAGGGGUGCAGGCGGAUGACUUGUUUGAGUUCUGGUCCUUGUGGUGCGACUCAGACGGUCUGAAGGUCAGUGCUGCCGUUGAGCGUGACUCUGUGCGGUGGAUGUCAGCGGCCUCGCCGGACGAGUGUGAUGCCAACGUAGAAACGGGGUAGGGCGUCUGUUAGCAGGAUGCCUCCUAGCUUUGAUGAUGGCGGUAUGAAGAAUCGCUAAACAUGCAACGGGAAGGCGCAUUUCACGAGAACGUGUGUGUGUGUGGGGGGGGGGUUUGACUCUAAACCAAUCCCGUAAGGAAACAGUCGCGCUGCAAGGAGAAACUGCAGCCGCAUAUGCAAUGUACAUCAACGUAGGUAGUCGGGCGGGCGUGGGCCGCGUAGCGGCAGGUGUGCGAUGGGACAGUUGUUAGGCAGGUUGGUGAAGUCCCGCAGGGUGCAGCUGAUUCCCAGAUGGCAAACAAUUUGCAACGGCAGGGCAGGAGGGCGGGCGUGGGCAGUGACACGCAGUGACGCAGUGUAGCGGCAGGUGGAAGGAGCAGUCCAGAGCAGCUCCGAAGUCAUGUCAGCAGUGCGAGCCGCGCGCAGACCCCGUCGCCCAUUUAGCGA